CCUGCACAUUACUUGCGGCUGGGAGGGCGCUCCUUCAGAGCGACCUUCUUCGGUCUCGCUACAAGCGACGCAUUAGGCGCUCCGGACCCGCUCUCGAUCGUUGUUGGCUCCAUCCCGUACCACCGCCGGAGUCGCCGAGAUGACCGGCCUCCAUGACGAGCGCGCCACCGGCGAACCCCGGAGAUCCAAGCGGUCCAGGCCGGAGGCGAAGGCGGCGGAGCCUCCGGCACGCCGAGGGCCACGCUCCUCCGCCCAAGCGUCGAGCUGCGAGGGUUGCGCGACCAUCUUCGCCCCCUCACGGCCAUCGGGAUUCGGAGGAUGUGGCCGUGGCUCCUCCGCCCGCACGCCGCGUGGAGGCCCCGGCUCCCCCGCCCAAGCCCGAGCACUCCGCCCCCCCUAAUUGGCAUCGCACCGCAUACAGACUCCACAACCGCGUCGUCCGGGAUACCAGCAACCGCAAGCUCGCCCCCAGUCGCUACGACAACGGGAUAGAAAUUAAGCAUGAUCCAACAUGGCAAACUCCGACGUGUGCAUGUGUGGCUUUGGAACACUACAACAACAUGAAUCAGGGGGAUGAGCAUGAGAUGGUUAAACCAGUGAGCAGCCAUGUCUUUGUCUUCAAUGGUAUCUGGUUCCAUGCAAAUUUCCUUGCUAAGCGAAAAGGAGCCACCAACUGUGUUGAUCUCAUCCCCAAGUACUUUUGCUGAAUCGGAAAUUGUGGGGACGAGGAAAAUAUCUUGUGUUUCAUGUGUUAAGCUUGACCCAGGCAAACCCAAAAACAUUGGUGGUUGUAGCCUGUGCUCUGAGAAUAUCCUGCAUCCUGCUGGGGGUGGAUACCACGGUGCCCAAGCUCGAUCUGUUCGACAUGCUCCUGGUGGCCUACAGAUUUCAUUCAAGUUCUCAAUGUUUGAAGUGUGGUAGAAUCGUCCAUCACUAUGCUAAUAUAAUGUAGGCGGAAGAAGCAGAAAAUCAUGUUUAUGAACGUCAAACCUGUUCCAGUAGAAUCAUGCAUCAUUUUGGUUGUAAUGAAGGUUAAAACUCCACUUUGAUGUAUGUCCGAUGUUAUUAAUCUGUUUCAUGUAGUAAGGAGGUGCUUGUUACAUUUUGCUGUGAAGCAAGAUGUUUGACAUGGAUCUGCCGCCAAACAUUUUGAUAUCAUCUCUUAGAUUGAAAUUCCAGAA
This is a messenger RNA of Aegilops tauschii subsp. strangulata, 1181 nucleotides long. RefSeq lists its product as uncharacterized. Lineage: Eukaryota; Viridiplantae; Streptophyta; Magnoliopsida; Poales; Poaceae. The record is from RefSeq and is a predicted model, not a curated record.